Molecule: messenger RNA, 834 nt
Organism: Colletotrichum phormii
Lineage: Eukaryota; Fungi; Ascomycota; Sordariomycetes; Glomerellales; Glomerellaceae
Exons: 3
Coding region: 1-834 (277 amino acids)
Molecular function (GO): metallopeptidase activity
Source: RefSeq, a predicted model, not a curated record
AUGCUUUUCCCUGUUCUUCUCGGUGCCUCACUGGCACAGGCAUCCCUGCAAUCCCUGACUUCGUUCUGCGGAACCCCGGACCCUACCGACAAGCAAAUCGCAAGAUCGCUGGUCGGCAGAGAUGCGAGCAGCGGGAGCAGUCUCCUGGCGGCCAACAUCUCCGUGCCCGUCUAUCUCCAUUCAAUCGCCCCAAAUGAAACAGCUCUAUUGAGUGUAAGAGUACACUCGUGCCUCGAAGAGCAAUUCCAAGUCCUACACGACACCUUCAGCAAAUACGGCAUCACAAUGACCCUAGGCGGCACAUCGCGCACCGUGAAUGCCACCUGGUCAACAGUCACAAACCCAACCGACGAACUCGCCAUGAAAUCCGCCCUCCGCAAAGGAAACUACCAAUCCCUCAACAUCUACGUGCAAGCAAUGCACCCGACCCUAGGCCGCUGCUUCUACCCCGAAGCAGACGCCUUCCCCGGCUCCGAGACGUUCAUCCUGGACGGGUGCCAGAUCGACGCCAACACGGUCCCCGGUGCGGACUCGCCUACGGGGAACGAUCGCGGGUACAUGGCGGUCCACGAGGUCGGACACUGGUUCGGACUGCCGCAUACCUUCCAGGGAGGAUGUACGGGGACAGAUUUUGUUGAUGAUACGCCUGCGCAGGCUACGCCUUCUUGGAAUUGUACGAUUGGGCAGGAUACUUGUCCUGAUUUACCCGGCGUGGAUCCUCUCUACAACUUUAUGAACUAUCAAGCAGAUAACUGUUGGAACGACUUUACGCCCGGCCAAGUCCAGCGAAUGCAUGAGCAGUGGUCGACGUUCAGGGCGAACAUCACAGUCUAA